AUGAACUUGCAACCACUGAAGACCCCCACCCCUCCUCGGUCUGCAAAGCACAGGGUAGGUUGGGCAAGGGAACUUCCUCUACUGCCCCAUUCACUUUCUCUCCCCAUCCCCACCUUGCUUUCAGAAAAGAAGGAUGUUCUAUGUAUACUUGGUGAAGCCAGAUCAGAUCCAGAACUAGAUCCAAUCCUAGGUCUGGUUCAGAUGAACCCAAGGAACACUCUUUGGUGCCCGGAGGAGGGAGACUGCAUUCCUUGCGUGCAAGUGACGCUAACUCUUGGAUUACUGGAGCCAGCUGCAUUGGGUGCAAAACAAGAUGGAGGAGCCAGCAAGAUCGGCGAACAGCCCAAGGGACACCCUAAGAAAAUCCUGCGAACACACGUUUUCCUCAUGGCCCAGACCUAUUCUUCUUCUCGUUGUGUUGAAGUGGAGGUUUGGCUUCCUGACGAUCGGGAAAGUCAAAAUAAUUCCCUGGGAUCUCUGCAGUACAACUGCUUCCCAGUAGCUCUCAGCGGGGAGCUGAAUCUUACAGUCUUCAUGCAGCCUCGCUAUCAUUCUGCAGGUGUGUUACAAGCAACACAACGUGGACCAGACUGUACCUGGCCCAAAGCCACAGAGGCCAUUCGCCUGUGUCAAGUGCCACGUUUAGACAUUUCUGUGGGACUACGGUCGGCAAUUCUACAUGUGCAAAACACCCCUAAAGGACAGCACUUCAAACUGUGGCCGUAUCUGAAUCGGACAGACGGAUUUAAAGGUCUUGAUCAGGAGACUCCCAAGUUGCUAACUGGAUCGGAGAAUGUGAGCUUGCCAAUCUCGCAGGUGUUCCCUUGUCUCUGCUUUCAGGUCUGGCCCAAGAUUGAAGACCAAGCUGACACACCUCGAACUCAUUUCUGUCCCUUUGCAAAUGACCCAGCUGCUUUGGCCAGGGCCUGGGCCCACAGCCGCUUGGAAGUCCACACUUCCGGUGGAAGUUUGAGCUGCUUGGUUUCUGCUCCGUGUGACCUUCAAGGAGAGUUGGUUCCCUGCUGGCAGAUGGAAGAGCUCACCUGCCACCCUUUGCAUCCCCAUCUGCAUCUGGCCCUCCUUCCACAUGAACCACAGGAAUUCCCAAGACUGCGAUCUCAUCCCAACCUCUGUGUGCAGGUAAGAAGGAAUGGAAGUACCUACCUCCAAAGCUGCCUGCAGGAUGAUGUCACAGGAGGUCAGCGAUACUUACUGUUUCGGGAGACUCAGGAUUCUCAGGGGAAUUCCGUAGUGCAAAUUAUGGAGCAAGGCACCUGGGUGUCCACUGCUCAGAUCUCCAACACAAGAAGCAAAAGACUGGAGGAAGACCUGAGGAACAGUAUGGAGUUAGGAAAGUGCAUGCAGGUGUGGCAAGAAGACGGGACCAAUGCUACUAUACUCUGGGCAUGUUCAGUGGAGCACUAUCACCGGACCUACUGGGUGCUGAUCUGGUUGGUUACUCUCCUAGGUAGCUGCUCUGUUCUGCUCAUUGUCCUGUUCAAGAAAGAAUUGGUAAAAGGCUGGUUCAAAAUCCUGAAAGAAGAUUACAGUUCCAGAGGAACGCUUCAGGGGCGACGUAUCCUCCUCCUCUACUCUCCAGAUCAUGAAGGCUAUGAGCGUGUGGUGGGCACCCUGGCAGAUGCACUGACUCAGCUGCAGCUAUCUGUAUCUCUGGAGUUGUGGAGCCGUGGGGAGUUGGGGUCCCUGGGGCCCAUGCAGUGGUUCCACGCACAGCGGCGCCUGGUGCUUCAAGAAGGUGGAGUUAUUGUGCUGCUCUUUUCCCAUGGUGCCAUGGCCAGUUGUGCAGAAUGGCUGGGCUGGGUACAGGAAGACCCUUGGCUCACCUUCAAAGCAAACGGCGUAUUCUCGGCUUCCCUCAACUGUGUCCUGCCUGAUUUCCUGGCUGGUGAGGCCAGGGCCACAUACCUGGUUGGCUGCUUCGAGAAGCUCCUUCCAAUCGACGAGAUCCCUGACCUCUUCUGUUCAGUGCCUGCCUAUCCUCUGCCCUCUCAGCUCUUUAGCUUCCUGCUGGCCCUGGCUGGCCCCAAGGUAGGACACAAACAGAAGAACAGCCUCAGGAAAUAUGCAGAGUGUAUCCGCAAGAGCCUGGAACAGGCAGUGCAUGAAUGCCAGCAAAAGUACCCCAGCUAGUAGAGCCUGUAAUUGCUGCCUUCCCA
Protobothrops mucrosquamatus (brown spotted pit viper) is the source of this 2177-nucleotide messenger RNA. RefSeq names its product interleukin 17 receptor C (gene IL17RC). The transcript is spliced from 17 exons. The record is from RefSeq and is a predicted model, not a curated record. The coding region runs from base 1 to 2151 and encodes 716 amino acids. Gene Ontology annotation, molecular function: interleukin-17 receptor activity. Lineage: Eukaryota; Metazoa; Chordata; Lepidosauria; Squamata; Viperidae.